GUUAACAGUCGGCAGCUUUCGGCGUCACUCGAAAGCGCGCUGUUAUUCGUCAUGUGACAGUGUUGUUGUUUCCCCCCUCCUUUUCCGGAAUCCUGUGAUCAUGUGAACACUAACAAGCCAGGCUACUACCAGCUCGCUCCACACCGCAACCGGUCUCAUACGCAUACUACCCAUUUUGGGCAGUCGACAACCCGCUAGUACAGCCGGGGACGGGCCGCACUAUGGCGGACGAAGAGUGGAGCCCAUUGCUUUCGGACAAACAUGACCUGACGAACGGAAAUUCGUAUGGCUUUCCCCCGCAACCACAGAGUUUCCCCCCAUACACCAUUCCCUCUGCUCCCCCUCCCGUCCUGCUGGGUGAAGCCCCACCUCCCUACUCCUCCCUGGACAGCCCUGACAGUGGCUCCUCCCCCAUCAUCAGCUGUAGGGUGUGUCAGAGUGCCAUCAGCGUGGAGGGAAAGACGCACCAACAUGUAGUCAAGUGUGGCGUCUGCAAUGAGGCUACGCCAAUCAAAAAUGCUCCAGCGGGGAAGAAGUAUGUCCGCUGUCCCUGUAACUGUCUCCUCAUCUGCAAAGUCUCCUCCCAGAGAAUUGCCUGCCCUCGACCUUACUGUAAGCGAAUCAUCAUCCUAGGCUCUGUGCAUGCAGCAGGUUCUGGGUCCAGUAGUCCAGAACCUCAACACCCUGCUGGAGUCCGAGUGAUCUGCGGACACUGCAGCAAGGCUUUCCUGUGGACAGAGUUUUCUGACAGAACGUUAGCCAGAUGUCCACACUGCAGGAAAGUCUCAUCCAUUGGCCGACGAUACCCGAGGAGGAAGGGCUUGUUAUGUUUCCUGUUGUUUGCAGUUUUGUCUGCUGCCACGGCAGGGCUGCUGGUGGGAACAUGGAAGCCGGCUCAGCUGCGCAGAGAGAUCUAUGCUGCCUGGGUCAUCCUGAUUCUUCUGUCUCUUCUGAGCAUGUGCAGAAUGAUCUACUGGGGUUGCCUGAAGAUCAGUCAGCCUCUACCACACGUCACAUGAAGAAAGGAGGGAGAAAAGUGUGUGAGAGAGAAGGAAGGAACAUCGCUUUUAUAUUAACAUGACCAAGUGAACUGCCUAGACUCUCUGUCUGGAAUAACUAAUCCUUCUUAGUGCCUGUGUCCAAAAUGACAUUCUGUUCAAACAAUCAGCAGUCAUUCCCUAUGCAGCCCUUCGAUACCAGCAGUCAUUCCCUAUGCAGCCCUUUGAUACCAGCAGUCAUUCCCUAUGCAGCCCUUUAAUACCAGCAGUCAUUCCCUAUGCAGCCCUUUGAUACCAGCAGGUGUUUUUUUGUAGGUGUAUGAUGUCUGUAGGCCAGAACAGUGGUUCCCAACUCCGGUCCUCGAGUACCCCCAACAGCACACAUUUUUGUUGUAGCCCUGGACAAGCACACCCAAUACUGUUGGGGGUACUUGAGGACCGUAGUUGGGAAUCACUGGGCCAGAACAUGAUUAUACCAGUUACAUACAUUAUUGUUGAAUUAAAACUGAUCACAUCUCAUCACCAAUAUGGCCUAAAAAGGAGAUUGUCUUAGCUAUAAUUCUUUACAUGAUCACUUCUUAUUAGAUUUUCUUGGAGGGGAAUACAUAGGAACAUAUGUAAUGUACUAAUUCCCCCUACUUUAUGCACAACAGAACACACAGAACCUGGAAAACCCUUUACCCACCAUCACACCAAGGAAGUGCUCAAUCACUUCCUAAUCAAUUACUUUGCUGAUCGUUCCAAAACCAUUUAAUAUGUUGAUGACUUUUAAACAGGGAUUUCCAUUGUGACUGGGGUGAACAAUGAAACACACACAUGCUGCAGUGAUUGGCUUUAUUAAUGUGAUUUAUUUUCUGUUUUCUGUCGCCCCCCUGUGGCUUAUGGCUGUAAUAACCGGGUUCCUUGGUCUCUAAUGAAGUCGUUUCAACAUUGACCAAUGUUGAAACGACCAAUGUAGUGCACUAGUUUAAACAGAGGCCGGUGGGCUCUAGUGCACUAGUUUAAACAGAGGCCGAUGGGCUCUAGUGCACUAGUUUAAACAGAGGCCGGUGGGCUCUAGUGCACUAGUUUAAACAGAGGCCGGUGGGCUCUAGUGCACUAGUUUAAUAAGAGGCCGGUGGGCUCUAGUGCACUAGUUUAAACAGAGGCCGAUGGGCUGUAGUGCACUAGUUUAAACAGAGGUCGGUGGGCUCUAGUGCACUAUUUUAAACAGACCGAUGGGAUCUAAUGCACUAUUUCAAACAGAGACCGAUGUGUUAGGAGCGAUUUGGGACAUUUAACUGUAAUUGUUGUACUACAGUCUAAUGAGAAGCUCUGGUCCAGGGCUUCACAUGUCUUCCGCUGACAAUAUACAGCUGAAUAAUAAGUUGUGUUGUAAAAUA
This is a messenger RNA of Esox lucius (northern pike), 2380 nucleotides long. RefSeq names its product phosphatidylinositol-4,5-bisphosphate 4-phosphatase 1b (gene pip4p1b). Gene Ontology annotation, molecular function: phosphatidylinositol-4,5-bisphosphate 4-phosphatase activity. The record is from RefSeq and is a predicted model, not a curated record. The coding region runs from base 222 to 1019 and encodes 265 amino acids. Gene Ontology annotation, cellular component: lysosomal membrane; plasma membrane; late endosome membrane. NCBI's taxonomy places the organism in Eukaryota, Metazoa, Chordata, Actinopteri, Esociformes, Esocidae. The transcript has 8 exons. Gene Ontology annotation, biological process: phosphatidylinositol dephosphorylation.